Molecule: messenger RNA, 2190 nt
Organism: Arxiozyma heterogenica
Lineage: Eukaryota; Fungi; Ascomycota; Saccharomycetes; Saccharomycetales; Saccharomycetaceae
Gene: SSY5
Product: Ssy5p
Exons: 1
Coding region: 1-2190 (729 amino acids)
Source: RefSeq, a predicted model, not a curated record
AUGUCUGGAAAACUAUUUAAUUUUAAUAAGAAAUCAUUCAAGAGUGGAUCAAAGAAUAUAUCUAGUGCUAGUGAUGAUAAUAAAGGCAAUAAGAAGGAAAAUUAUAACAUAAAUGAUAAUAAAUCUAUUAUUACUAAAUCCAUUGUAUCUAGUAAUACAUUAAUUUCAGAUAAAUCAUCAUCUAUAUUUUCUAGAGGAAAAAUUACAUACACUUCAAGUAAAAUAUCGUCUAAUGUAUCCGGUUCGAUACGUCAACAUGAAAAACAAUCUAUAUCAUCAGUAGGUGGUAAUACAUAUAACAAUUUAGGUAAGCCUCUUCGUGUUUUGAAUAACUCAAAUAAGUUUUCAUUAGGUGCUGUAAAAGAGGAAGGACAAAUAAUAGAUUCCAAAGAUCCAGAGGUUAUAUCUCAGCAUGUUGUAGAUAUUGUAUCCUCUAGUAAUAACUGUGAGAAAAGUAAUAAUCUUAAGAAUAGCACAUUCUCGAACCAAAAUAAUUGUAAGUUUAACAUAAAAGAGGCUUCACAGGUCAACAGUUUGACAAAAUCAUGUUAUAAAGAUACAGCAAGUUUACCAGAUGCAGUUAAUACUAUGUCAUCAUCCCUUCAACGACAUCUUUAUAAUCUAGAAAUGAAUUUAGUUGAAUUAGUGGAUGACAUUCAUCAAAAUGUUAUCAGUGUCUCUAAAGCUGUAAUACAGGCAGUCGAAUAUUUCAAGGAUUUUUCUAUGAUUGAUAAAACUUUAAUAUUACAUUCCCCAUCCAUUAUUUCUACAGAGAACUGCUCAAGUUUAAGACAUAUUACAAAAGUAAUAUUACAUUUUUUAGAUAAUUUGCUAAUAUCUGAAGGGUUUGCUAAUUCGAGAUCUGUAUUAUUGAAAAGAUAUAUACAGUUUUUAGAGAUAUUAAAAAUUCAAAUAAAUGAUUAUUCAAUGUCCAUGACUAAAACUUUACCGUAUGUUAAGAAUUUUUGUAUUGAUUUAAAAUAUAAACUACCAAAUAUCGAUAAAAUAGAAAAAAUUAUUCAACAAUUGUUAGAAUCAGAUGAUAGUUUUAUAUCAGAUCAGGAGGGUUCCUUUAUUGCCCCAGUACGAAGAGGACUUUGUUCCUAUGGAUCAAUUUUGAGUAUAGUUUUUGGUGUUCCUAACUUAAAGCAGGAACAUUAUGAGAUGAUUAAGGUAUUAUAUUCUCUAUUUCCUGAUAUUCAUUUGUAUCUUAUUAGAGAUUCUAUUCAAUCAUGUGCUGCAAAAGUGGGCAGUAAUCUUUCUGAAUUAUUUCCUAAAUUGAGGACAUCAAAUGAAGAAAAAAAUUGCUUUCAGUUUUCACCGCCCUAUAUGGUAACAGACUCUUUAUUCCAACCACCAAUAUCUAUGUCCAUUUCAACUACGGGGGAUUCAAAAAUGACUGGUACUCUAGGUGGCUACUUGUUUCCUCAAAUUGAUAAUACGAAUCCUAAAUUUUCUCGGUUUGCUGGUUCUGCUUUUGCUAUUACUAGUGCACAUGUUGUGUUAAGUGAAAAUCAAGAUUAUCCGUAUGUUACUGUACCUUCUAAAGUUCUUCAAAAAACAUAUUCCAAAACAUUAGCUGCAGAAGCUAUGAGAUAUCCAAAGGAUUCAACUGAGAGAUUAGCAUUUCAAAAAGAAGCCAUAAAAGUGAAUAAUGAUAUUAAAUGGCAAGAAGAGAAUAUAUUUGGUCAAGUUGUGUGGGGAGAACGAUCUAUUGUAAACCAGAAACUCUCAGAUUUUGCUAUUAUUAAAGUAAAUCCUAAAUAUAAUGUAAGCAAUUGUUUAAGUAGUGAUUUGAAAUUUGUAAAGGAUCCAACUUUAAAAUUUCAAAAUGCUUAUGUUAAAAAAAAAUGCAUGAAACUAGAUGCAGGACUGAAUGUCUUCAAAAUAGGUGCUUCAAGUAGUUAUACUUCUGGGCAGAUCAAUGGAACAAAAUUAGUAUAUUGGGCAGAUGGUAAAUUGCAAACUAGUGAAUUCGUUGUUGCAUCCCCUUUACCUCUAUUUGCAACAGCCGGAGAUUCUGGUGCAUGGAUUUUGACCAAAUCCGAGGAUUACUUGGGACUGUCUGUGGUCGGCAUGUUACAUUCUUAUGAUGGUAGUCAACAACAAUUCGGUUUGUUCACGCCUAUUAUAGACAUUCUAGAAAGAUUACACGAUGUGACUGGAGUACAGUGGGACAUUGAUUCAUAA